Messenger RNA from Exophiala dermatitidis NIH/UT8656, 1284 nucleotides. RefSeq lists its product as uncharacterized. Gene Ontology annotation, molecular function: hydrolase activity, acting on carbon-nitrogen (but not peptide) bonds. Bases 1 to 1284 code for a protein of 427 amino acids. The record is from RefSeq and is a predicted model, not a curated record. The transcript has 3 exons. Lineage: Eukaryota; Fungi; Ascomycota; Eurotiomycetes; Chaetothyriales; Herpotrichiellaceae.
AUGUCCCAAGUUACCUUACAUACAUCUAUAUUGUUUGAUCCCAAGCAGAAAAGUUUCCUGGAAGGUGUCUCCCUGACUGUCGAUCAAACAAACGGCAACAUCGUCAAGCUAUGGACGAGGAAAAAUGACGGCGAGAUCAAGAGCACCGACAUCGAUCUCAGAGGCAAAACCGUGAUUCCUGGAAUGGUCGAUGCUCAUACGCAUAUUUUCCUCCAUGCAUACCAGGAACGGCCGAGCUUGAACCAGAAGCGUGACGAAAGCCCUGCUGAGAGGAUCAUCCGAUCUGUGAACCAUUGUCGAAAAGCUCUUCUGGCAGGAUUCACCACAUAUCGUGAUCUUGGGUCUGAGUCGAUGGAAAACGCCGACGCCAACGUUAGAGACGCCAUAGCACGAGGUCUGAUGCCUGGGCCCAGAUUAUUCGUGGCAACAAAGGUAAUCGCAAGUACGGGAUCGUAUGAACCUCGUACCGAGAAUGGCGGCGAGGGCCACGUCUGCCUUCCUGCUGGAGCUGAUGCGGUGGACGGUGUCGACGACAUUCGUCGAGCUAUUCGACGUCGCAUAGCAGCAGGAGCCGAUAUUAUCAAGUUUUUCGCGGACUAUCGUCGGCGCAUCAUGAGAUAUCCUCCUGCACAACAGCAUCCUUAUAUCCACAGCGUCCGAUUCCCGCCAGCAAACCCAAACCCUGACGUGUUGGUUUUCAACCAAGAGGAAAUGGACGCAAUCGUGCAAGAGGCUAAACUGGCCGAGUGUCCAGUUGCGGCUCAUUGUGGCACUAUAACUGGCACUCUCUGUGCGAUCAAAGCGGGUGUUCACACCAUAGAGCAUGCCUAUUAUGCAAAUGAGGAAGUCUUCGAUGAGAUGAUCAAAAACAACGUGGUCUUCGUCCCAACUCUGUCUGUUUGUGAAGAGCUUCACCCAAAACGCUUGGAUGAGAUUAAAGCUCAGGUUGCUUUGGCACAUAAGAAAGGCGUGCGUUUGGCAUGUGGCGGGGAUACGGGACCAGUUCCUCAUGGCCAAAAUGCAAGGGAGCUGGAGCUAAUGAUGGAGGCGGGAGUACCGGUCGAGGAUGUCAUUGAGGCCGCUACUGUGGGGGGUUGGGAUGCGUGUGGAGGUGACUUAUGUGGAUUGAGAUUCGGCUGGUUUGAUCCAGGCAACAGGGCAGAUAUAGUUGCCCUCGAGACAGAUCCAAGAGCCGACAAGGGAGCCUUCCGCAAGGUCAACUUUGUGAUGAAAGAUGCAACAGUCUACAAGAGAGACGGGAAGCAAGUUGUCUUCGAGGAUUGA